This is a messenger RNA of Leguminivora glycinivorella, 1329 nucleotides long. RefSeq lists its product as uncharacterized. The record is from RefSeq and is a predicted model, not a curated record. Gene Ontology annotation, biological process: sensory perception of smell; detection of chemical stimulus involved in sensory perception of smell. Gene Ontology annotation, cellular component: plasma membrane. NCBI's taxonomy places the organism in Eukaryota, Metazoa, Arthropoda, Insecta, Lepidoptera, Tortricidae. Gene Ontology annotation, molecular function: olfactory receptor activity; odorant binding.
AUGUCGUCAACUUUGCAGACCAGCGAACCGAUAAUAUUCACCUUAGACUACAUGAAAAAGCUUCGCUUCAUACUAGAAACCAUAGGGCAAUGGCCGAGCCACGCUCUAGGCGACUUCUCGCGACGGGCCAAGUUGCUGGCCGUAUACCACAAGUGCUUGAUCGCCACGUUCUGUUUCACCGAAGUCCUGGCGUUCCUGUACUUUAGGAAGCACAGGGCUACUAUCCGGUUCAUUGAUAUGGGACAGAUUUAUACGAAUUUGUUCUUGACCGGGCUGUUUCUUCAAAGAGCAACGCUGCCGUUUCAGAAGAACUACAAAGAGUGUGUCAAAAAGUUCGUGUUAGAGAUUCACUUGAUGCACCACGAGCAUAUAAGUGAAUUUGCAGGAAAGGAAUCCCGCAAAGUCAACAAAAUCUGCAUGAUCGCCACCAAAGUGAUCUUUCUGCAGCUCGUCUGCGGCAUGUUCGCUUACAAUCUCCCCCUCUUCCGUAACUACUACGAGGGCAUGUUUGCUAGAGAACUCCCAGCCAACAAGUCUUUCGUUCACUCCGUCGACUACCUCCUACCUUUCGACGCUUACCGGAGCUUUAAGGGCUAUCUAACAAUUUUCACUUGGAACUGGUUCCCUACCUACAACAUCCCAACCUCUAUGGGCAUCUACGAUUUGUUGAUCUUCGUAAUGGUGUUUCAUAUGGUGGGACAUAUGAACAUACUUUAUAACAGCUUGAGAGAAUUCCCGAGACCGAAGGAGCAGUCUGAAAACCCUUUGCCGUCCUCGAGGGAGUACAAUGAAGAGAUAUUUGCGUGUUUGAAAAAUGUUAUACGGCAUUAUCAGAUAAUCAAGGAGUUCAUGGGAGACAUGACUGCAGCGUUUGAUCUGACGGUGUGUUGCUACCUAGCCUUUCACCAAGUCAUGUGUUGUUUGAUGUUACUGGAGUGCUCUACACUGGAACCGGAGGCUUUGGUGAAAUAUGGGAUGCUGGCCGCGGUGAUAUUUCAACAAUUAAUUCAGAUUUCGGUGGCUUUCGAGUUGAUUAAAUCAAAGAGCGACAGUCUCGGCAAUGAAGUGUACGCAGUGCCCUGGGAAUACAUGGACGUAAGGAACCGAAGGAUUCUACUCCUGUUCCUCAGAAACGUGCAGGAUCCGCUGGGUUUCAAAGCGUGUGGCAUGGUGCCCGUUGGAGUGAUCACUAUGUCCACGAUUAUAAGGACAUCGUUCUCGUAUUACCUUCUGUUGGCUACAUUCGACUAAUUCUACGACAGAAGAACAACAGCGAAUAACGAUAUGAGUUUAGAAUAAAUAAUCAAUGAAUAACUGGAAAGUCUCGAG